AUGGUUGAACCUGUGGAUAAAAGAAGAAAGCUUGAUGAAACUCUUACUUCGAACAAUGGUUCAAGGUCGAAAUCUGCUCCAAAACCAUCAAAAAUUUACAGUCCUUUCAGAAUUAUCGGGAAUGUCUCUAAUGAUAUACCGUUUGCCAUUGGUACGUUGGGGUCUACAUUUUACAUAGUCACUUCAGUUGGACGUUCGUUCCAAAUCUAUGAUGCUGCUACUUUGCAUUUGUUAUUCGUUUCCCAGUCACAAACUCCGUCUAGAAUUACGAGUUUAACUGCCCAUUACCAUUAUGUGUUUGCGGCCUAUGGUAAUUCUAUUGGAAUUUAUAAGAGAGGUAGAUUGGAACAUACUUUGGAAUGCCCUACACAGGCUACGAUAACUAAAGUAUUGGUAUUCGGUGAAUACCUCAUAGCAACUUCAUCUGAAAGUGAGAUAUUUGUCUACAAGAAACCAGCAGGAUCUAAACUCGCUACUGAAUUAUACACUACUUUAAAGUCUAUAAACGCCAGUAUUGACGGAGAUAUCGUGGGGUUGAUUCAUCCUCCUACUUAUUUGAAUAAAAUCGUUGUGGCCACAACCGGACAUAUUUUGAUUUUCAACAUUCGUACAGGUAAAUUGUUAUAUAAGUCGCCAGAUCAGCAAUUCAUGGAAAAUAUUUCAUGCAUAGAAUCGGCACCUGUUUUAGAUGUUAUUGCUAUUGGAACGACUGUUGGAAGUGUCUUCUUGUACAAUUUAAAGAAGGGUAAGGUUUUAGGCUCCAAAAUUGUUGCUGCAGCUCAAGAUGCUGUUGCAAAAGUUGUCUCAUUAUCAUUUAGAACUGAUGGAUCACCUCAUAUAGUAGCGGGUUUAAACAAUGGUGAUUUGUUCUUCUAUGAUUUAGCUAAAGGCUCCCGUGUCCAUAUUUUAAGAAACGCACAUAAAGAAGCACAUGGUGGUAUUGCCAAUGCUAAAUUUUUGAACGGUCAACCAAUCGUGGUAACCAAUGGUGGUGAUAACCAUUUGAAAGAAUAUGUGUUUGACCCGAGUUUAUCAACAUCCAACUCAUCCAUUGUUUCUCCUCCACGUCAUUUAAGAUCAAGAGGAGGACAUUCUGCACCACCUGUUGCAAUUGAGUUUCCUAACGAAGAUAAAUCUCACUUCGUAUUAAGUGCUUCGAGAGAUAGAUCAUUCUGGUCAUUUUCUUUGAGAAAAGAUGCACAGUCUCAAGAAUUAUCUCAAAGACCCGUGAAGUCGACUAAUGGGAAGAGACAAGCAGGACCAGUUUCAUCCAUGAGGGAAAAAUUCCCUGAAAUCGUAUCGAUUACUUCGUCUCAAGCCAGAGAAGGUGAAUGGGAAAACGUUUUGACGGCACAUAAAGAGGAUACAUUCGCCAGAACUUGGGACUCAAAAAGUAAAAGAGUGGGUAGUCAUAAUUUACUGACUAUUGACGGAGGGAUUGUAAAGUCUGUGUGUAUUUCUCAUUGUGGGAAUUUUGGCCUAGUUGGUUCUGCUUUAGGAGGUAUUGGUGUGUUCAAUUUACAAUCAGGAAUGUUGCGUAAAAAGUAUGUUUUACAUCGUAAUAAAGCGGUUACCGGUUUAGCAAUCGAUGGUAUGAACCGUAAGAUGGUUAGUUGUGGAUUAGAUGGAAUAGUAGGAUUUUAUGAUUUCACUCAACUGAAAUAUUUAGGUAAAUUACAAUUGGAAGCACCAAUUACUUCAAUGAUCUAUCAUAAGUCUUCUGAUUUGAUUGCAUGCGCAUUGGACGAUUUGUCUAUUGUCAUUAUUGAUGUCGUCACUCAAAAAGUUGUCAGAGUAUUAUAUGGUCACUCUAAUCGUAUAACAGGUAUGGAUUUCUCACCUGAUGGUAGAUGGAUUGUUUCCGUUGCAUUAGAUGCUACUUUGAGAACUUGGGAUUUACCUACUGGUGGCUGUAUUGAUGGUGUUAGAUUACCUAAUGUUGCAACAACAGUUAAGUUUUCGCCAAUUGGUGAUUUAUUAGCGACAACCCAUGUAUCUGGAAACGGUAUUUCAUUGUGGACUAACAGGGCGCAGUUCAGACCAGUUUCUACAAGGCAUAUUGAAGAAGACGAAUUUUCAACUAUACUCUUACCAAAUGCAUCUGGUGACGGUGGCUCCACUAUGUUAGAUGGUGCUUUGAAUGAAGAGGACUCUGAUAUUAUAGACUCAUCAGAAGUAUAUACUUCAUUGGAUCAAAUAGAUGAAUCGUUGGUUACUUUAUCAUUGGGUCCAAGAGAAAAGUAUAAUACAUUGUUACACUUAGACACUAUCAAGCAACGGAAUAAGCCUAAGGAGGCUCCAAAGAAGCCUGAAAAGGCUCCUUUCUUCUUGUCUUUAUCUGGAGAAUCUGUAGGUGAUAGAGCUUCUGUUGCUGAAGAGAGUAAUAAAGGUGCUUCUCAUCCUGACGAAGAAGAUGAAUCUGGUUCUAAAUUGCAUAAAUUGAAGUCUGACGGUAGCCAUUCUUUUGAAUCCAAGUUUACGAAAUUGUUAAGAGAAGGUAGUGAAGAUAAUGAUUAUUCUCUGUUCUUGAAAUAUUUGAUCAAUGCUUCCCCAUCUACCACUGACCUUGAGAUUAGAACUUUGAAUUCCUUCCCACCAUUAACUGAGAUGGGCAAUUUUGUUCUGGCUUUAUGCCAAGGUAUGCGUAAUAAUGAUAAUUAUGACUUAUACCACGCAAUUUUUUCUUUAUUCAUGAAAAACCAUGGUGAUGUUGUUCAUAAUUUUAAAGAUGAAGAAGAUUUACAAAAUGCUCUUGAAGAAUGGAGUAAAUUGAAUGACGACGGUAAAGAUAGGAUGGACGAAUUAGUAAAAUAUUCCUCUGCUGUCAUUAAUUUCUUAUCUACUGUUUAA
Debaryomyces tyrocola is the source of this 2850-nucleotide messenger RNA. Lineage: Eukaryota; Fungi; Ascomycota; Pichiomycetes; Serinales; Debaryomycetaceae. The record is from the annotation of a GenBank genome assembly.